Aethina tumida (small hive beetle) is the source of this 4655-nucleotide messenger RNA. Its product is annotated as protein eyes shut. The transcript has 12 exons. Gene Ontology annotation, molecular function: calcium ion binding. The record is from RefSeq and is a predicted model, not a curated record. Gene Ontology annotation, cellular component: protein-containing complex; plasma membrane. Gene Ontology annotation, biological process: establishment or maintenance of epithelial cell apical/basal polarity; heterophilic cell-cell adhesion. Bases 1 to 4362 code for a protein of 1453 amino acids. NCBI's taxonomy places the organism in Eukaryota, Metazoa, Arthropoda, Insecta, Coleoptera, Nitidulidae.
AUGCCAUCUACUCGUACCAUAAAGUGGUUAAUCUCCACAUUAUUCCUGUUCCAUUUUUCGGGAGUUUGGACGGGAUUUUCCUGCCUAAGUAAUCCAUGUGUUCAUGGUGUGUGCUUGGACGACUUAAAUUCAACAUAUUUUUGCUAUUGUAUUGACGGUUACACCGGAGUCCAAUGCCAAACAAAUUGGAAUGAAUGUUGGUCUGAUCCGUGCCAAAAUGGGGGAACCUGCAUUGAUGGAAUUGCCAAGUUUAAUUGUUCUUGUCCGUCUGGAUUCGUUGGAGAGCUUUGCGAACAAGAUUUGAACGAAUGCGAAAGCAAUCCUUGCCAGAACAAUUCGACAUGUGAAGACGGGCCUAAUGGAUAUAUUUGUCAUUGUUUGCCUGGAUACGAAGGAAUUCAUUGCGAAAUUGAUGUAGCGGUUUGCAAUGUUACUAACGAAACCAGGUGUUACAACGGAGGAAUUUGCGAAGAAGGACCUGGAGAUAGUUUCUUCUGUCGAUGUCAACCGGGCUGGGAUGGACAUUUAUGUGAAUCAGAAAUAAAUGAGUGCGUCUCAGCACCGUGCCAAAACGGAGCGAUUUGUAUUGAUUUACACGCAAAUUAUGCUUGCGCCUGUUUAUUUGGUUUUGCGGGAAGAAACUGCGAACAAAUCGUACAACUGUGUAACAAAAAUCCGUGUAAAAACGGAGCCCUAUGCUUGGUGGAAGAAAAUCAACCAACUUGUUAUUGCGUACCUGAUUUUCAUGGUGAAUUAUGCCAGUACCAAUAUGACGAAUGUCAACUAGGACCGAGGUGUGUCAAUGGUGGAACAUGCAUAGACGGAAUUGAUACGUUUACCUGCUCUUGUCCUGCAAAUUUAACGGGCUUAUUCUGUGAAUGUUUAAUUCUUGAAUCUAACGAAUUAGACUGUUCUUACGUUGCACCAACAACUACUACGGAAGUUACAACCUUAUCAACAACAAAUUUAACAACAAACACUACUGGAAUGACCAUUCCGUUUACAUUUGUCGACACUACUUUACCAACAACUACAACAACAGGAUAUAUGGAAAAUAUUACAUACUUUCCACCCGCCGAUCUAACAACAACCACAGCAACAUCAACUGAAACAACUGUUUCUAUGCUGUAUGUUAAUAUUAGUACAAUGACUGAUUUUACUGGUACAUCUUCGGGUACUAAGGAACCAAUGACAACUGAGACUGCAACAACAACAGUUUUAGACACAUUUUUAACGGAAGAACCGAGGGAAAUUACCGAUUUUACUACAGUAACAUCAACAACAACUUCUGUCACAGAUUCGAUUUUGGACACAACUUUAUCAACAUCAACAACUUCCAGUCCAGACCUUAUAGAUUGUACCUUAUCAAGUUCAAAGUGCCAGAACGGAGGAUCAUGCAUUUAUGCCGAGAAAGGAUACAAAUGUUUAUGCCCGUUUGAUGCCGAAGGAACAUUUUGUGAAAUUACUUUGGGAAUUAGAAACGCUGCGUUUGACGGGGAAUCGUACUUAAGUCAUAGAUUGUUCAAUCGCACCCAUAUAGAUCUAGAAUUUGAAGCUAAAACUCUUUUGUCCAACGGAUUAUUAUUUUAUUCGAACAUCGGAUCCAGUUACAUGUCCGUUUAUAUCGAAGAAGGAUAUUUGAAAUUUAAAUUCUCGUGCGGUUAUCAAACUAUGCUGUUGAGUGAGUUGAAUGUUCCUGUUAACAAUGGGUAUUUGAUGAACGUUAAAGCGAAUUUAGAUUUUAACCAAGAUUUGAAACAUUGUUUUGCAACCAUAAAGGUAAACGAUACGUUGACAAUGACGGGAGAUCAAAUGGCGAACGUAAUGGAAUUCUUCAAACCACCGUCUUGGUUACAUUUAGGUACUAUUCCAGAAGGAUUUUCUAUUGACCAUAUCAAAUUGACAGGUGGUUUCGUGGGUUGUAUGUCUAAUUUGAAAAUAUUUGGGAAUCGAAUCAACAUCUUUAAGGAUGCUGAAGACGGUUUUGGAGUCAAGGAGUGUAGUUCUCUGGUCUGUCUAUCCAAUCCUUGCAGGAACAACGGCGUGUGUUCGACUAGAGGAGACGAUUGGUUGUGUCAUUGUAAAAACGGAUAUUUAGGAAAAAGAUGUGAACAAUCAAUUUGCGACAAUAAUCCGUGCUAUUUUGGAGGGACCUGUCUUCCAUUUUCCGGAAAUGGAUACAUUUGUUUGUGUCCGUAUGGAAAGCACGGCCAUUUCUGUGAAAACGAUUUGAAAAUCAUGGAACCACACUUUUCGCCUUCCAUUAAAGGACUAUCGUCUUACGUAGCGUAUCCAAUUCCUGUCGGAGUUUUCCACAACAUGGAAAUCAAAUUUAGAUUCACUCCCGUAACUUUGGAACAAAUUUCCAUUUUGUUAUUUAUCGGUCAAAACAAUCAACACGAUUUUCACUCGGACCAUUUAGCGGUCAGUUUCGUCAAAGGGUACAUUAUGCUUACAUGGAACUUGGGCGCGGGACCACGCAGAAUUUUUAUGUCGCAACCGAUAAAAAAGGGCGCCAGGGACUAUCUGGUUAAGCUGGGUUUGACCGGACGCAAAGCCUGGUUGUAUGUCGAGAACACCGGGAAUAUAACAGGACGUGCGCCCGGCAGUCUCACCAAUUUAGACGUUCUCCCUUUGAUAUACGUCGGUGGACACGAAUCGCAGUAUUUCAAGAAACUACCGCAUGAUCUACCACUGCAUUCUGGAUUUUCCGGAUGUAUUUUCGAUUUGGAAUUGAAGUCUGGCAAUAUCAUUCUUCCACUUCACGGUCAUUUAAACGUAUUCGGGAGGGCAGUUGGCCAGUGCGGAACGACGGAAUGUUUUGACCAGAGUUGUCAGAAUGGUGGUGCAUGUUUACACCAUGCUAGUACGUUUAUGUGCCUUUGUCAAGACAAUUGGUUCGACCCUUUGUGUUCUUCCAGAAAUAACUUGUGCGAAUACAAUUAUACAAAGUGUUCAGAUUCUUCCAUUUGUGUGCCAUUCAUUUCGAACUACAAGUGCGACUGUCCUUUUGGAAAAAUCGGAAAAUAUUGCGACAAAUCCGAAAACAUUACUGACAUUAGUCUCACAGGAGAGAGAUCGUUUAUUUUACUGAAUUUCUUCGACUUUCACGACACAAGAGUCAGUUUUAGUAUUGAAUUGCGGUUUUUAAAAGACGACGGUUUAAUAUUUUUCAUUGGGGACAAAGAAAACGGUUUUCUGUCCUUAAAUUUACAAAAUAACGUAAUCGAAUUACGCGUUUGUACGAAUAAAAAUAAGCCAAACGAGGAUUCAUUAUUGUCGAUUAGAAGUUCUAAAUUGUUGUUAAAAGGAAUUUGGUACAAUGUGGAAUUUGGAGUUUUUGGACGAAAAGUUUAUCUUUCAGUUAAUGAUGUCAUCAAUACUGGUUUAACGAAUGGCAACGUUUUAAAAUUUUCCAAUAAGGAAAUUUAUUUAGGAGGUCUGCCAGAUAUGUCAUAUUUGCCGACGUUAGCUACAUCAAGUUAUCCAAUACCAUUUACCGGAUGUUUCCGACACUUUUACCUAGAUUCCAAUCACAUACCGUUAACCUUCGAAACAAUAAAGCAAGGCAGAAACAUCGUGGAUUGUGACGGAACACCGUGCGGAGGGGAGAGUUGCCUGCACGGUGGUACAUGUUGGCUGGACUCUUUCAUGAAACCCCGUUGUUCUUGCGUUCAACCCUUCUUUGGAGACAAGUGUCAAUUAGUGCCCGAAUGCGACGAGAAAACUUGCAAAAACGGAGGUGUUUGUUACCACGGCAAAUGUUUAUGCAACGUUGGAUUCACGGGUGUUUAUUGCGAAAAUGAAAUAAAGAUAGAAAUGCCAAAGUUCAGCGGAAUGAGUUACCUGAAGUUCAAAAAGGUCGACGAUAAAAAGCGAGACUUGGUGAAGAUGGAAGUUAGUAAAUUGUACAUCAACUUCACCACUGCUAAACCGGAUGGGUUAAUUUUGUGGGACAGCAAAGAUGAUGAGUUUACGGGAAUCGGCAUAGAAAACGGUUACUUAAAAGUGACAUAUUCACACGGCGGAAAACACUAUGUGGACAUCGUAUCAACGAAAUACAUUUCCGAUGGUCUAUUUCAUUCGGUGGAAAUUUUGUUUGGCGCACAUAAGAUUUUAUUGGAUUCUGUUAUAGUUGAAAUUAUGAACGAUAAUAUUACGGACGAAAAUCAUCAUGUCUUUUUGAACGAUGUCAUUUAUAUAGGCGGAUUACCUUCAAACGAUACUUUAAAGGAGACUUUUGGUAUGUUUCACGAAAAUUUUGAAGGUUGUAUUGAAGGUUUUGCUAUCAAUAACGAAAGAAAGAUGAAAGAUUUUUCUCAUUUAGAAGGGAGAAAUAUAGAUGUGUGCAAUAUAGUUUAAUUAAUUAUUAGGAAAUAAAUUAAUGUAAUAGAAUGAAACUAUAACGAAUCGAUAAAACUUAUCGGUUUGUUUUAGUUUUAUUCACCUGUUAGAAUUGUACUUGUUUGUGUUUGUUCUCAUUUUACAUUUUUACUUUUUUGGUUUUAAUAUAUCUAUGAUUUUAUUUGUUUUCACAACUUUAGCUUCCUGAAUUCUAGUGAUCACGAUGUGCAUUUAUAUUUGAUAAUUUUGUAGACUUGUUUUAUAAUCGUUAAUGUAUUUUAUUGUUCAUUUAAUAUGUAAUAAAUAUGAAU